Lycium ferocissimum is the source of this 639-nucleotide messenger RNA. RefSeq lists its product as uncharacterized. The coding region runs from base 1 to 639 and encodes 212 amino acids. Lineage: Eukaryota; Viridiplantae; Streptophyta; Magnoliopsida; Solanales; Solanaceae. The transcript has 3 exons. The record is from RefSeq and is a predicted model, not a curated record.
AUGACGUGUCAUGAAACGAACAAGGAAAAUGGGUCGCAGGAAUAUGAGGAAUACGAUGAAUCAACAAUGAUGCUAGAGGGACUGGUGGAAGAAUUGGGAGAGCAAAUAGAAAAGAGAAAACCAAAUAUGGAUGAGACUGAGAUACACAUGAGUGAAGAAGAUGCUAAAAAAACAGCUUUCAUCACCCCUUGGGGAGUCUACCACUUCAGAGUGAUGCCAUUCAGUCACAAAAAUGCUGGCGCCACGUAUAUGAGAGCCAUGACUACCCUGUUCCAUGAUAUGAUUCAUCGGGAAAUCAAAGUUUAUGUGGACGAUGUCAUCAUAAAAUCAAGGGAAAGUGCAGAGCAUACUGCAAACUUACAAUUACUGGUAAAGAGAAAAGCUACCGCCGCCCAGAAGGGCAAGGCUAUGACAAAAAGGCAGAUAGAAAGGGAGCCGCCAACUAAUGUAGAAGGAGUUGAAUCAUAUAAUAAGGCUCCAUCUAAUACCUCUUCCACUCCGCCUGUUCUAGAAGAACAAGAGGGGGCUUCAGCUCCAGCCCCUAUGUCUACCGUUUCUCCACCGGCUGCUUGGGGUCAACAAAAGACCGAAGCUAUUCAUUUAUUGAAACAGUUAGUUGCCGACCAGGCACAGCGAUAG